AUGUCGAAGAAGUCUUAAAUAUUUGAAUACAAGGAUGACAUCAACGGGAGAGUGCCAGUGAUAUUUCAAUGGAGUUUUGACUUCAAUUUCUUGGUUUGUGGAGGUGAUAAAUCUGUAAUUUAUGUGCUUGAUAAACGAGGGAAACGUUUAAAGGAUAUUCAAUUGCCGACAAAUAAUAAACUAUUGUAAUUGGAAUGGGAUAAAGAUGGUGAAUAUGUGUGCAUUGUACAGGAUGGUCUCAAUCAUGUAAAUUUAUGGGCUCCAUUCACUAAUAAUUCGCAAGUGAUUCAAGUAGAAUUAGAUAAUCCAAAAGCAAAAGUUUCAUAUGCUAAGUGGUCUAAAAGUCAUGGGAUAUUGGCAAUAGGAUCAGAUAAGGGUGGUUUGUUGUUCUAUACAAAGAAGCAGGCGAAGAAAUUACCGACGAUGGGAAAGCAUAGCAAGAAGAUCAUUAGUGGGGAUUGGAACAAUGAGGGAUAUUUAAUAACGAGUGGAGAAGAUAAAUUCUUAACAGUUUCAAAUUACAAUUCAGAAACUAUGUUUGAAUCUAUUCCUGUGAAGGCUGAAGCCAAAAAUGUAGUUUGGUCAAGAUCCAAGACAGAUUCAAGGGAGUAGAAUUAAAGAACAGUCACGGCCAUCAUUCAAUAAAAAACAAUUAUAAUGUUUGAAUUGGGCAAGAAUCAUAAAAUGCCUGAUGAAUUAAUGUUUGAAAAUAAAUAUGGGAAAAUAGUGGAUUACACAAUCUUUGGUGAUGGAUAUUUGGUCAUUGGAUUUAGUGAAGGAUACGUAGCCCAUAUUUCUACACACAGAAAAGAAAUUAAGGAUGAAGUACAAAGUGAAAAAUUGUUGAAGUCAGUGGAUGCCAUGUGCACAAAUGAUAGUCUCUAUAAAUUGGCAGUAGCAGGAGAUGGAUGUAUCAAAAUGAAAUACCAACUGAGAAAAUUGAAUUACCCAAUGAUUGUGGUCGUGGUUUGGAGUUAAAAUGGAUAAAUCUUGGUUGUGUCCACUGAAAAAGGUUGUUUGUUUGGAUUUUAAACAUCAAUCCCCACUUUGACUGCCUCAUAUGCAUCUAUGAUUGCAUUGUAAUAGUCAUUCACUGAAAUCUCUAUCUAUUCUACUCAGGAGUAAUCCCUGAAUGAAAUUUCCACGGUCACUUUAGAGAAUGAACCCAAUUAGAUUUCGAUGAGUAUGUAAUAUUUUGCAGCUGGACUCAACAAUGUGGUUUUUUAUUAUAAGUAUUUGGAAUUGAAAAACAAAAAAGCAUUCAAACCUGCUAUCCAAGCUAUCAAGAUGGAUUAUUUAGGAUAUGUGAAUCAGAUCAUUUUGAAUGAUGAAUCUGCUGCCAUCUUAAGUAAUAAUGUUUGCACUUUUCAUAAAAUCGAGUAGACAGGCGAAUAUGUUAAAUAAUAAUUCCCUGAUAAUGAUUAGGAAAAACCAAUUUUGCACAUCGGACUAACCAAAAAUUUCCUAUUCUUGUUAGAUUCCUAAUCUAAAAUUAGAGUCUACAAUGUGUUUGAAAAACAAUUCAUCAUUGAAUUCAAAAACGAUUACAGUUUGACCAAAAUCUUCCCCAACAUUAGUGGAACAAGAUCCAUUUGUAUUAACAAUAAAGGUUAAGGUUUUUUAUUUGAAGCAUCCCUUGAAUUAUUGACUAAGAUAUCUGAAUUCCCAGAAAAAACAGAAAGGAUUAUCUGGGAUUAAAAAGAUCCCAAUUUGUUUGUGACCUAAGUGGCCAAUGAUCUUACAACUUACAUAGUUAAUAAAAAUAAUCUAUAAUAAGAAAUGGUGCAUCCAGUAUUGGAAUAUUUGUCAAUGGAAGAUUUGUAAAAAUCAUCCCCUCCAAACCCCUCUGUUACAGAAAUAGAGAAAGGAGUUUAAGCCUUAAGUUUAACAAAUGGAACCUUAAAAUGUUUCACCAUGUCAAGGAAUGUCAUGGGGUAACCACUAAUUAGUCAUUCUUACUUGAAGUCAUACAAGGGUGCUGAUGACAACAAUGAAGGUCAUUUCAGAUAUUUCUUAUAAAAUCUUGCCUUGUUUAAAUUUGCAAAUGCACAUAAGGCUGCUUUGAAUUUGAAGAACCUAAAAUUAUUUGAUACAUUUGGUAGAAAGUGUUUGGAGAAUCUAGAAUUCGACGUAGCCUAGAAGGCAUUCCAAGCUGCCAACAAUAUAUCAAUGGUUAUGAUGAUAUAAAGUUUCAAAAAUGAGACCGAAAAGAAUUUAUUGUUUGCAUACGUGGCUAUGAUUCUAGGGCAACAUGAUUUGGCUCAAGAUCUGUUCUUAAAAUCAUCUUAUAGGCUGGGAGCUCUAGAAUUGAGAAGUGAUAUCCAAGACUAUGUGAAUGCCUUGUCAUUGGCCAAGAAGAUAGCACCUGAAUAAGAGCCAUUUAUUUGCAAAAGACUUGCCAUCUAAAUAGAAACCUAGGGCAAUAAUCCAGAAGCAGUCAAAAUGUAUGAGAUGGCUAUGUUGAAUGAAAAAUUGCAUGACUCAAAAACAGUUGAAACACAUAAUCAACAAUGUGUGGCUGGUAUUGCUCGUUGUUCAAUCAAAAUGGGUGAUAUUCUGAGAGGGUCUAGUCUGUCAAGAUAAAUUUCAGAUCCAUUGAUUUUAUAGGAAAUUGCUUUGGUGUGUGAGAAUAUGAAAUUUUAAGUUGAAGCUGCUGAACUAUAUGAAUAAGCAGGUUGUAUAGAGAAGGCAGCCACUAUAUACAUCACUCAAAAGAUGUUCAAGCAAGCUGCACCAUUAAUGAAUAAAGUGAAAUCCCCUAAAUUGUUGAUAUUGUAUGCGAAGGCAAAGGAGAGUGAAGGAGCCUUCCAAGAGGCAGAAAAUGUGUAUGAAAAGGCUGAGGAUUGGGAAAAUGUAGUACGCUUAAACUUAAAUUAAUUAAACAACAUUGAAAGGGCAAAGUUCAUAUUGCGAAAUAAGUGUAAGACUGUAACUCUGGCUUCGAUGGUGGCUUAAUAUUGUGAAAGGAGAGGGUCUAAAGCAGAAGCUGUUGAAUUCUUGAUAUUGGCUGAGAAGAAAGAGUAAGCAUUUGCUUUGGCUCAAAAUUACAACGAGAUGGACUCGUAUGUUGAGCAUAUGAAGGCAUUUUCACUUGAAGAACGUUUGCAGGUGGCCUAGUAUUUUGAGGGCAAAAAUUAAUUAGACAAGGCUGCAUUUCAUUUUGAGAAGGCACAAGAUCCCAUGAAAGCCUUGAGAUUGUACUAGAAGGCAGGAGAGGAGUUCAUUAACGAUAUGAUAGAUUUGGUUGCACGAAAUAAAUAGGAUAGUCUAAUCCAACAUUUAUCCGAUUACAUCAAUGGAGAUACUGAUGAUAUUCCCAAGGAUCCCAUUUUCUCAUUGAAACUAUAGAAAGCUAUAGGAAAUUUAUAGGCAGUGGGAAGGAUUGCUAUAACUAUUGCAGCAUCUGAGCAAGAAUGUGGUAAAUAUAAGGAGGCUCAUCAGUUUCUAUAUGAAACCUGUGAUGAUUUGAAAUCAAGUGGCAAUUAGAUACCAUUUGACUUAUAUCAAAAAUUGAUGACAUUGCAUUCAUACACAUUAGUUAAAAAGAUUACGAAAUUAGAAGAACAUGAAGAUUUGGCAAAACUAUUGGAUAGAGUAUGCAAAAGUAUAAGUUAAUUCCCUAAUGGGGCUACCAAUAUUUUGACAAUGGCUGUAAUCGAGGCUACAAAAGCUAAUUUCAAAUCAAUGGCAUAUCAAUGGGCUAUUACAUUAAUGAAACAAGAGUAUAGAUCAUAAAUAAAUGAAAAAUUUAAAACCAGAAUAGAGAACAUCGCAAGGAAACCAGUAAAGGAGGAAGUUCCAGACAAGAAAACACCAUGUCCAUUUUGUGGAGAAUUCGUUUCAGAAUUUACCCUUGAUUGUCCUAAAUGCUCAAACAAUAUUCCAUUUUGUAUUGCAUCAGCAAAACAUAUUGUAGCAGAGCAAUGUUGCUUCUGCCCGGAAUGUAAGUUCCCAGCAAACAUUCAAUAUUUCAAAAGAAUCCUAGAGAUUGAGCCAAUUUGUCCACUCUGUCAAAAGUAAAUACGUUCAUAAGAUCUAAAGGAAGUAAGCAUUAUGGUUCGACCUUAAUUUUAGGUUUCAAAGGAGGAAGUACUCAAGCUAAAGAGGAAGGCUGCAGUCGAUGAAAAAAAAUAAUGA
Messenger RNA from Paramecium tetraurelia, 4137 nucleotides. RefSeq lists its product as uncharacterized. The transcript has 11 exons. The record is from RefSeq and is a predicted model, not a curated record. Lineage: Eukaryota; Ciliophora; Oligohymenophorea; Peniculida; Parameciidae. Gene Ontology annotation, molecular function: protein binding. Gene Ontology annotation, biological process: cilium assembly; intraciliary retrograde transport. Gene Ontology annotation, cellular component: cilium; intraciliary transport particle A.